AUGUCGAUGGAUGCUGGGAUAGCGACGAAAGACAAUGGAGGGCAGACUCUUGGCCAACAGGGGCAAGAGGAGCAUCAGAACCAAGGUCCCGUUCAGCAGCCUGAACAGGAACAGCAAAAGAAGCUAGAAGAACAAAAUGAACAGAAUGAACAACAACAAGUUCAGCAAGUACAACAACCCCAAGGAAAUUCGGAACGAGAUAGAAAGGAUGCAGGACGUGGUAGAAAUACAUCAGGGAAAUACUGUCUUGAUGAUUUCCAAAUUCUAAGAACGUUAGGUACGGGAUCAUUUGGCAGAGUGCAUUUAGUCCGUUCCAACCACAAUGGCAGAUUCUAUGCUUUGAAAGUGUUAAAGAAACAUGUCAUUGUUAAAUUGAAACAGGUUGAACACACAAAUGACGAACGUCGUAUGCUGUCGAUUGUGGCACACCCUUUCUUAAUUCGUAUGUGGGGGACAUUUCAAGAUGCUGAACAAGUUUUCAUGGUAAUGGAUUACAUAGAAGGUGGCGAGCUUUUCUCACUUUUAAGGAAAUCUCAACGUUUCCCCAACCCAGUGGCAAAAUUCUAUGCAGCUGAAGUCUGUUUGGCUCUAGAAUACUUACAUUUGAACGAUAUCAUCUACAGAGAUUUGAAGCCUGAAAAUAUUUUGUUGGACAGAAAUGGUCACAUUAAAAUCACAGAUUUUGGUUUCGCCAAAUACGUUCCUGAUGUCACAUAUACUCUAUGUGGUACACCUGAUUAUAUCGCACCUGAAGUAAUCAGUACAAAACCCUACAACAAAUCUGUUGAUUGGUGGUCAUUUGGUAUUUAUAUCUACGAAAUGCUUGCAGGUUACACACCAUUUUAUGAUGCAAACGCAAUGAAAACUUAUGAAAAUAUUUUAAAUGCAGAAAUAAAAUUUCCACCAUUUUUCCACCCUGAUGCUCAAGACCUUUUAUCGAAACUAAUUAUGAGAGAUUUGAGUAAAAGAUUGGGAAACUUACAAAAUGGUACGGAAGAUGUUAAAAAUCAUCCCUGGUUCAGUGAAGUGGUUUGGGAAAAAUUACUCUGCAGAAAUAUUGAAACGCCAUACGAACCACCAAUUCAACAAGGCCAAGGUGAUACUUCCCAAUUCGAUAGGUACCCUGAAGAAGAGAUUAAUUAUGGUAUAGCGGGUCAUGAUCCUUACGACAACCUGUUUGACGAAUUUUAA
Messenger RNA from Zygosaccharomyces rouxii, 1191 nucleotides. RefSeq names its product cAMP-dependent protein kinase catalytic subunit TPK3 (gene TPK3). Lineage: Eukaryota; Fungi; Ascomycota; Saccharomycetes; Saccharomycetales; Saccharomycetaceae. Gene Ontology annotation, biological process: peptidyl-serine phosphorylation. The transcript has a single exon. Gene Ontology annotation, cellular component: cAMP-dependent protein kinase complex; nucleus. Gene Ontology annotation, molecular function: cAMP-dependent protein kinase activity; ATP binding. Bases 1 to 1191 code for a protein of 396 amino acids. The record is from RefSeq and is a predicted model, not a curated record.